This is a messenger RNA of Chenopodium quinoa (quinoa), 3131 nucleotides long. Its product is annotated as potassium transporter 10-like. The transcript has 8 exons. Gene Ontology annotation, molecular function: potassium ion transmembrane transporter activity. The record is from RefSeq and is a predicted model, not a curated record. Gene Ontology annotation, biological process: potassium ion transmembrane transport. Bases 708 to 3077 code for a protein of 789 amino acids. Gene Ontology annotation, cellular component: membrane. Lineage: Eukaryota; Viridiplantae; Streptophyta; Magnoliopsida; Caryophyllales; Amaranthaceae.
GUUUUGUGGUUGAGAAUUGUUAUUACGCAAUAAGAAAAAAAUAUUGUGAUCUAUAUUAAUUCUAUCUGUUUUGGAUAUGGAAGUAUAAUUAUUUUGUUUUGCACUAUUUUUUGAGCUUUUGGAAUUUCUUUGUUUCCAAAUCUCUUUAGAAAUUUUGGAACUGAUUCGUGCAAUUAUUGAUGUGAGUUAAAUUUGGAUUUUGGAGUAUAGUUUGUAUAUACUUGAAUUAUGUUCGAACUUGCUACUGUAGUUGAUCUCAAAUUCUCAAUGAUUGGAUUGAAGUGUUCUGAGCAUCUUUGAACUGAAUUCAUGCAAUUAUAGCUGUUGCCAACUUGAACAUUGAUACUUGGUAUUUGUUUUCGAGUCGAAUUCGAGGCUGAGCUUGUGUGUAGGUUUGUUUAUAAGUUGUUUGAAUGUUGCAGAAUUGGAGAAGCAUGUAUAAUUGUAUAUAGAAGCAUAUUGUGAAAGUUGCUGUCCAUUGCCACUAUAGUUGCUGGUUUUCCAUUGUCCUUUGGUAUUUAUUUUGGACUUUCGGUCUUUCGCGAUUGUGCUGAGGAAGUUGGGGCUACUACAGCAGCUUAUACACCAUUCAAGAGGGGUAUUGAGAUUGUUAGGUACUAGUACUUGCUGAGGAAGUUGGGGCAGCAACAACAUCUUAUACACAAUUCAAGAGGGGUAUUAAGAUUGUUAGGUACUAGUACUAAUCAAUGGCUUCGGUUAAUGAGGAUACCGAGAAUAAAGGGAGUAUGUGGGAUUUGGAUCAGACCCUCGAUCAGCCCAUGGAUGAAGAGGCAGGAAAGCUUAAGAAUGCAUACCGAGAAAAGAAAUUUUCAACGCUAGUGCUUCUACGGUUGGCAUUCCAAAGUCUUGGGGUAGUGUAUGGAGACUUGGGCACAUCCCCGUUGUAUGUUUUCUACAAUACAUUUCCGCAUGGAGUGAAACAUCAUGAUGACGUGAUCGGUGCACUUUCGUUGAUAAUAUACUCCCUCACCCUUGUCCCACUGUUGAAGUAUGUUUUCAUUGUCUGCAGAGCAAAUGAUAAUGGUCAAGGGGGUACAUUUGCUCUUUAUUCAUUGCUAUGUAGACAUGCUGAUGUAAAUACAAUUCCGAACCGGCAUAGAACAGAUGAAGAUUUAACUACAUAUAGUCGCUUUAAGCUCCAAGAAAAAUCAUUUGCCUCAAAAACCAGGCAAUGGCUAGAGAAAUAUUCAUCCAGAAAAAAUACUCUACUUCUCCUUGUUCUUGUUGGUACUUGCAUGGUAAUUGGAGAUGGAAUCCUCACUCCAGCAAUAUCAGUUCUUUCAGCUUCUGGUGGGAUUAAGGUUGCCCACCCCAAUUUGAGUAACGAUGUGGUUGUGCUUGUUGCUGUUGUGAUACUGGUGGGUUUGUUCAGCUUGCAACAUUAUGGUACUGAUAAAGUUGGGUGGCUUUUUGCACCAAUUGUGCUACUCUGGUUUCUCAUGAUUGGAGGCAUUGGUGCAUUCAACAUAUGGAAAUAUGAUAGCAGUGUACUGAAAGCUUUUUCUCCAGUCUAUCUGUAUCGCUAUCUCAAAGGAGGGGGAAAAGAUGGAUGGACCUCUUUAGGAGGAAUCAUGUUAAGUAUAACUGGGACAGAAGCACUGUUUGCUGACUUGGCUCACUUUCCGGUGUUGGCUGUACAAAUAGCAUUCACAGUAAUUGUAUUCCCCUGCCUUCUUCUAGCAUAUUCAGGACAAGCUGCUUAUCUAGUAAAUCAUCAAGACCAUGUGGUAGAUGCAUUCUAUCACUCAAUACCAGAUAGCAUCUACUGGCCAGUCUUCGUCAUAGCAACUUUGGCCGCCAUCGUUGCAAGUCAGGCAACCAUAUCUGCAACGUUUUCAAUUAUAAAGCAGGCUCUUGCUUUAGGAUGUUUUCCAAGAGUUAAAGUAGUACACACUUCCAAGAAAUUUCUCGGGCAAGUAUACAUUCCAGAUAUCAACUGGAUUCUUAUGGUCCUUUGCAUAGCUGUAACUGCUGGAUUUAGGAACCAAAAUCAGAUUGGAAAUGCUUAUGGUACAGCAGUUGUGAUAGUCAUGUUAGCCACCACAUUCCUCAUGAUUCUAAUCAUGUUGCUGGUUUGGCGGUGGCACUGGAUACUCGUCUUGAUCUUCACUGCUUUGUCAUUACUGGUGGAAUUAACCUACUUCUCAGCUGUUCUCUUCAAAAUUGAUCAAGGUGGAUGGGUCCCCCUUGUCAUUGCAGCUGCCUUUCUCAUUGUCAUGGUGGUUUGGCACUAUGGAACUGUGAAGCGCUAUGAGUUUGAAAUGCAUAGUAAGGUCUCGAUGGCUUGGAUUCUUGGCCUUGGCCCUAGCUUAGGGUUGGUAAGGGUACCAGGAAUUGGACUUGUGUACACCGAGCUAGCCAGUGGUGUCCCCAGUAUUUUUUCUCACUUCAUCACCAACUUGCCGGCCAUCCAUUCAGUAGUUGUUUUUGUAUGUGUAAAAUACCUUCCAGUGUAUACAGUCACAGAAGAUGAGAGAUUUCUUGUGAAGCGGAUUGGACCUAAGAACUUCCAUAUGUUCCGUUGUGUUGCGAGGUAUGGUUACAAGGAUCUCCAUAAGAAAGAUGAUGAUUUUGAGAAGAAGCUCUUUCAUAAUCUCUUCACGUUUGUUCGCCUUGAGUCUAUGAUGGAGGGGUGUACUGAUUCUGAAGAGUACAGCAGUAUAUAUGGUCAGCAAACAGCUGAGUCUAGAGACUGCCUGUUGGAUAAUGGCACAACAAUAAUGACUGAAUUCGAGCACACAAUUGAAUCAGGAGAUUCCAUUAUGCCUGUCAAUUCUCCUUUGCGACUACUACAAUUUAGGCCAAGGUCGUCCGGGCAGACUAGCAGCCAAAAUGAAAUUGAUGAAUUGGAGUUCUUGAAUAGUUGUAGAGAUGCUGGGGUGGUGCAUAUAUUGGGCAACACUGUGGUGAAAGCAAGAAAAGAUUCAAGGUUGUAUAAAAAGAUUGCUGUUGAUUAUAUUUAUGCGUUUCUUAGGAAGAUUUGUAGAGAGCAUAGCGUGAUCUUUAAUGUCCCGCAUGAGAGUCUGUUAAACGUUGGUCAGGUAUUUUAUGUAUAACAUUAUUCAAUUUCAUCAAUAAGGGAAAAAAAGUAAUAAUUUUUUUGUCAUCAA